Molecule: messenger RNA, 984 nt
Organism: Anoplopoma fimbria (sablefish)
Lineage: Eukaryota; Metazoa; Chordata; Actinopteri; Perciformes; Anoplopomatidae
Gene: eef1b2
Product: eukaryotic translation elongation factor 1 beta 2
Exons: 7
Coding region: 78-761 (227 amino acids)
Biological process (GO): translational elongation
Cellular component (GO): cytosol; eukaryotic translation elongation factor 1 complex
Molecular function (GO): guanyl-nucleotide exchange factor activity; translation elongation factor activity
Source: RefSeq, a predicted model, not a curated record
CGCCUCCUCGCUCCUUCUCUGUCUCCUCGGCGGCUCCUUCGUUCCUCCUCCUCCUCCUCCUCCUCCUCUUCCUCAUCAUGGGCUUCGGUGACCUGAAAUGCGGAUCCGGACUCAAAGUGCUGAACGGCUUCCUGUCGGAGCGCAGCUACAUAGAGGGGUACGUCCCGUCUCAGGCCGACGUGGCCGUCUUCGAGGCGAUCUCGGCGCCGCCCACCGCUGACCUGUGCCACGCCCUCCGCUGGUACAACCACAUCAAGUCCUACCAGAACCAGAGGAGCAGUCUCCCAGGUGUGAAGAAGCCUCUGGGUCAGUACGGCCCUGCAGGUGUGGCUGACACCACCUCUGGCUCCGCUGCCAAGGACGAUGAUGAAGACGACGAUGAUGACGUCGACCUGUUCGGCUCCGACGAUGAGGAAGACGCAGAGGCAGCCAGGCUGAAGGAGCAGCGUCUGGCAGAAUACGCCGCCAAGAAGUCAAAGAAGCCCACCCUCAUCGCCAAAUCAUCAAUCCUAUUGGACGUAAAGCCUUGGGACGACGAGACGGACAUGUCCAAGCUGGAGGAGUGUGUUCGCAGUAUUCAGAUGGACGGGCUGGUCUGGGGACAGUCCAAACUGGUGCCCGUCGGUUACGGAAUCAAGAAGCUGCAGAUCGGCUGUGUGGUCGAAGACGACAAGGUGGGCACAGACCUCCUGGAGGAACACAUCUCAGCCUUUGAGGACUUUGUUCAGUCGAUGGACGUCGCUGCUUUCAACAAGAUCUGAAAACAAACAUCACGUUAAUAAAAAGCACUUCAACACAAAACGGACUCGUGUUUUAAAUGAAGUGGGAGGAGCUUAAUCUGUUACAUUAAAGGAAGUAAAUGCCUUCUAUUUGUUUGAGAGCUUGUUUCAUUUUACAAAUUAUCAACUUUGAGUUUACAUUAGCAGUUAUGAGGUAACAUUUACUGACACAAUGAAGUGUAAAUAAAGUAUUGAUUAAAAAUUA